GUAUUUUUCCCUCAGUUCCUCAAGAGCAGCUGUGUGGGAUUAGGUUGUCAGUGCGUGAUUGGAUGGAGCAGAUCUGGUUGCAUUUAUAACCCCUCACUGCUAAAGUUUGGUAUUAGUUAGCUUCAAAAAUAAUGGCAGUUCAGGGUUGUUUAAGUGUUUCCUUCUUUGCCUUGCUUGUUGUGGGUUCAUUUGGGCUCCCCUUAAAAGGCUCAAAAUCCACUGACCAGAGCAGUAGUGACACACAUGACUCGUCUUACUAUGCUUCGAACCCAAGAGUGGCCUCGGAUUAUCCUGCAUCUGUCCACUACGGUACAGCAAGGAUAAUGUCUCAGCCGGUGCAGUUCUUUUUCCAAGAGCCUGGUCUCUCUCAUGAGGUGGCUGAGGCUGCUCCAGCACUUGGUAGCAUGAGUUCUGCCACUGCAGAGGAUUUCUACUCUCCUGGCUCUGACUCUUCUGUUCAAGCUGAGCAGGGUGUUGACUCUACACAGCCUGAAGCGGCACAACCUGGCAUGCCUGAGGCAAGGUGGCUUGUUCCUCCCCAAAGCUUUGAGGAAGCAUCAAUUGAUGCCCAGGCCCAAAGUACCAGUGAGCUCCUCCCACAACCACCUCUGCCACCAGCUGGACCAGUCCUCCAGUCAGGAGAGACCUCCAAUGUGGUGAAGGAAGCUGAACUGGGAAACUACCAGCAGGAGACGGAAGAAUUUGGCUACCCAGCUGACUUCACAGAAUCUCAGCAAGGCGCUACAAACAUGGUUCUACCGAGCGUUGUCCUGCCAGGUUACUGGGGAAAUCCUUAUCCUGGCUUUGACUACAGGCUCCUGUACGGUCUGUAUCCUCCUGGCACGUACAGCACAUUCAGCCAGAGCCACGAGAGGGGCAAAGACUACUACAAGGAUGUCCACUACCUGAAGGAACAUGAGUCUGAGGAGGAUGAAGGUCCUCAACAACAGAAGGUCUUCCCAGGCCCCCCACAGUACUCAACUGGUCAACAAGUGGCCUCAAGUGGCUAAAUGCUAGGUGGUGACAUGCUCUUCAUUAGUUCAAUAAAAUGUUUUCACUUGGUGA
This is a messenger RNA of Oryzias melastigma (Indian medaka), 1065 nucleotides long. RefSeq lists its product as uncharacterized. Bases 132 to 1010 code for a protein of 292 amino acids. Lineage: Eukaryota; Metazoa; Chordata; Actinopteri; Beloniformes; Adrianichthyidae. The record is from RefSeq and is a predicted model, not a curated record. The transcript is spliced from 5 exons.